AGAGGAGGAGAGCAGCGCGUCCUCACUAACUUGUCUGGCCGCUGUGAUUGCCCACACUCAGCCUGACAAACAGCUGCACACCAUCUAGGAAACUUUUCCUCCAAACUCCUCAAAUCAGGAUUUUUUCCCCCACCAGCUCUACAACUUUCUGUGUUUUUUUUGUCUGUGGAUGUACAGAUGUAGAAGGGUCUGCACCGCUGGAUUCUUGGUUUGCGUAAUGCCAAGGCGUCCUCUCUUCAACAUCUGGAUUAACUAUUUGGAGUCAGAGCUAGCGGCCCUGCUCAGACCUCUGCCCGUCCAGCCUGUCUUUAUGGAAAGACUGCUCCUUUUCGCUGGAUUUUAACCCUUUUUGAUAACCGGAGAUUUGUGGAUAGAUUAUGUAUUCUUUAAGAUGGGUGCGAACAAUGGAAAACAGUAUGGAAGCGAGGGUAAGUACUCCCAUGUCGACUCUGGAACACGUUUUAUUGAAUUCAACAGAGACGGAAGUAUAUUUAAUCUAAUUAUACCCUACAAAGGACACAUUUUUAUCGGUUUGUACCGCAGUCUCUAACAGGUUUCGCUCUGUAGUUUGUGACUUUUAAGCUCGCGCUGCUCCCUUUAACCGUUAUUUUUGAACUAAGCUAACGUUUUCUUCUCGUGGAGUUGAACUCGCACCAAACUUCAUUGAAAAAUCUCGAUAUUUAAAGGAACAUACAAAAACCGACUCAAGACUUAACAUUUUAUCAUCUUUUACACUUUAAAGUGGCGUGCAUCGUUUAUAUUCGUCAUAUAUGAAAGCGAGAGAGACAUCUGGUGGCCAUAUUGGAACCAUUUGAGAUGAACCGUUAAGAAUGUACAAGUUCAACGUGUAAAGUUGAUGUAAAAUUAUACUUUUGAAGUGCGUUUACAGAUUAGUUUACCCGCAUUUUAUCUCGAAAAAGUCUCUUUUUCUUGACUGUCUUGCUUCCUUAAGGCUUCAACAUAUUAAACGUUUCAAAACAGUAUGUCUGAAAAGUCAAAUAUGUAUGUAUUAAACACACGAAUUAGGCUUUUCAGUUGAAGUCAGAAGAAAAUCUGUUUUUUAAGAGCAGAAAUUGCCACUAUAAGUCGAAUAUUAUCUCCAUAAUGUGUCAUAAUCAGCUGAGUUGGCAGCAUACACGGUCCCCUACACAGGUACUUUCAUUUACAGCAUAUUUUAAACUGUGUAUUCUGCAUUAGAUUUAGUGGAGGGAGGUCAAAAGGACAGGGGUGUUUGGGAGCACUCAGUCACUCUGAUCUUGAUAAGACCCAAUUCCAGACAUUUUUUGUCUUCACUCUCCAAGCCUAUUGUUGUUUAAUUUGGCAGCCAUUUUGUGCAUAUUGGUCAAUGCCAUAUAAUCAUUUUUUACAACAACAUUAUGCAUGGAACAGCCUGAACAAUCUGAAACAGUCUUCCUCAUGCAAAGUGUUGAAGCUUUUACUAAAAAAAAGCACCUUGCUUGAUGUUUUCUUCAAGUGGAUGCACUAAGAAGUAUAAUAUAUCAAUAAAGUGAACAUUUAUUUUGAGUUCAGCAUCAAUUUUUGACCUUAAGAUGCUCUUUUGCAGCUGGUUGUUGAGGUUAAUUUUCAGGUGGAGCCAAAGAAACAGCACAGCAAAGGUAUCAUAGUGGAAACACAGUCAUUGUCUAUCUAGCAUAUUUUCCUGCUCUUUUUGAAUAGAAAAGCAUUGUACAAGCAAAACACUCAUAGUUUAAGAAAGCUAAUGGGGGAGAUAUUCAUGCUUAGAUAUCCAGAGAACUAUUUCACCCAACUGGAAUGCAUUUAAGCUUCAGGAAAAUGGCAUUUGACUUUUUUCUGUGAUGUUGAUUCAACCAAAAUCCCCAUCUUAAGACCCUCAUACAGAAAUAUUGAUAAAAUCUCCAACCACUGAAUAAAUGAGCCUGGGUUUUCAGCUCAGAGGGACAGUUAAACUCCCAUUUUAUUGCAAAGUUUAGACUUCCAAGAACAUAGUAUUGCACUCCCCCUACCUCCCCCUGACCACUAGCUUCUCCAUCUAAUCUCCAUCACCCUGAAAAACUUCAUUCGGACUCUCCCCUAAACACAUCCCCUCUGUUUCUGGAGCAGAAAUGUUUGUAUAAAUAACAUUCCAGUCAGCUCUCUUCCUAAGUCAAUAUCUGCACAGAACAGACUGGACCUCAUGAUGUUAAAAAUAACAAGUGGAUCAGCUCCACCUCAGAAUCCAGACUGUGAAGGACAGUACAUGAACAGAUCCUGGACAGGUUGGGCUCCUCCUUAAGCGAGGGCAAGGUUUCUCCUUACUCUCAUGUUAGCAUUCAGGUGGGAAAAACAGUUGGUGCGGAUUGUGUUUUCUUCUGCACAAGCCAUUAUGAUUGAGUCAUGGGGCUUUUUUUGCAAGGUAGAAAAACUUCUGAUAGCCGUCAGCUGGCAAGAUUACAGUUCUUUGGUAAAGAAGUACACAAGCUACACAGCAAACUGAGCAUAACUACUAGUGCAAACACAGGCUGGUGCUUUUUGUUGAUGUAAAACCGCCACAAGUUUAGAUGAUGCUGUCUAACUCCCACAAUUAAAACUGUGAUCUUUGUGUGUUGAAACAUCUCUUCUAUGAUUCAGCAGUGAUGCAGUUUGAAGUUUGUGCUCUUUGGUUUUUAAGUACAGGGAAAACACGAAAAGGGACAAUUUGAAUGUAAAUGUCAAAGGUCGUUAAAUGAGGGGUUUGCAAGGGGUUUCACAGAGCAAGUAUACAUUUUCUGACGCUGUGACCUUAAAUGGUAUUGAAAUGUUUAUUUCAAAUAAGUAAAAAAGGGUGUAGUGACUGCUUUCCUUCAACAUAAAAGGCCACUGGGGUUUAGGUUCGCUUGCAUCUGUGACUCCUUCAAUUAUCAGUCCAGUUUGAGUGUUAAAAAGUGAUUUAUUGUUCAGAAAAGGGAAAGAAAACACGCUGAUCCAGGUCCAAAACUUUGCCUUGAAAAUGAAAAAGUGAUAUGAUGAAAUCAAGUUAAAAAAGGAUGAGUGAAACAGUGAAAAACAGUCAACAUAAAAUUAUCAGAGCUUACCACAACCCAUUGUCUGACUUCACCGCUAAGACUUAAAUAACCCGCCAAACAUUCCAAGACCACACCCCUCAGUGAUGAUCCCCAGAAGUGAUGUACCUAAUAGAAAUCAUAAUUUCAACAAAUAUAUUUUGGCUCUUACAAAGGGCAAAUCAGAGUGAUCAGACUAAAAUUAGACAAACAUGCUAAAAUUACAAGCAUUUAAACAGGAGCACUCAAUGAUUUGGUUUACUGAUUUGAAAAGGACCAUGAAGAACUUAUUUAACCCCCACUUUACCCAAGUAAAAGCAAAUUAAUAAGCUUCAUUAUUGAUUCAAACCCACACAAUUAUGUGUUAUGUGUUCUUAAGAAAUGUUUGCGGGUUGUCUGGUUUUAAAGUUGAAACAACAGACUUUGAACACUGACGUUGUAGUUCGUACAAGUUCCCGAACUUUAGUCUGAUAGUUGGAAGUACAGAGAAAUUCGCUAGCAUAAAGCCCAGUAACUGAAUACAUCAAAUCCAGAAAUUUACUCAAGAUGGGAAUAUCCAAACAAUCAAAUCAGGAUUGCAGGCCUUCAAAAAUCAUGAGAAUCUGAUUUUAAUUUAAUUCAAAGUUUUGUCAUGUCACAAAAAAAUCAUCUCACCAUUCUGUACCAAAGACAUAUUUCAUCGGUUCAGUGAAAAAUCCCACAGUUCUUGACUCAAAAAUCAACUGUACAUUGGCCACAACUGCACAGCAUCUUCCCACCAACAGUUGAGAAUAUAAGACAGGAAGCAGGAGCUUUCUAUAAGAUGUUUUCCUACCAGAGACAGAAAAACAGUCCGCCUGCACGGAUCCAAAUACGUCAGAAAAAGCGGCCCAGCAGAGUUCCUCAUGCUGAGAAAAAGACUGGUGUAAUCAUAGAAAUAUUAAAAUAAAUUUGCUCGUGUCUUCCCGGGUCUAUGCUCUCUGCUGUGCCUGGAUAUUAGACAAUUUUUCAUCAUCAAGCUGCUCAUGAAAGUCUGAGUCAUUUCUGGAGACUGAGGGAGGUGGAGCAGAUGUGCUGGCUUAGUGAUGUCGCCACAACAUGUCACAUAUUAACCGACCAUAAGAGCUACAUUGAUCCAAAAGCUUUUUAUACAUAUGUUUUUUUUUUUCUUAUGUUGCUGAUAUUAUUUCAAAUGAGUCCAAUACAACAGCCUGGUCUAUGGCUUGAAAGUUUGACCAUAUGGGUACCGCUGCAGCAUCACUUUGGCACAUAUAAAACUUUGCGCUCAAGUUACAUGUUGUUACCAUAAACCAUAUGAGACAUGGACUCAAUCUCUGUCACUUCACCUGUUGGUGUCUAAAAAGGGCAUUUAAAGGGAUAUUCUGGCGUAAAAUUAGUUUCGGGUCAAACACACCAUAACACCAAGUUAGACACCCCCUCGAGAGAUGAAUGUUGCCGAACGCUUGCUUCUUUAGUUAUACCAACUUUAGUAACGACCGCAUGAUAGCAAUACACAGCGGUCUGAGGAGCCAUAAACACACCUUAAACAAAACACCACUCUAUAGCCACAAAUAAUGAUCAGAACAGAACCUAACUUCAUCAACAGUACAUAUACAAUUGGUAUAACUAGAGAAGCAAAUGGUCGGCAACAUUCAUCUCUCGAGGGGGUGUCUAACUCGCUGUGUGUUUGACCCGAAACUAAUUUUACGCCAGAAUAUCCAUUUAAGCUCAAAGAUGGUGGUCGCCUUAUUGGAACUCCAUCUAACUAACUCCCAGCUAAUGAAGAAACCUGUAAAGAGAAAGUGCCGAUUAGCUCGUCCAAUCAGUAAAUCUAAUGAUCCUUCACUUCAAUAUUGACUGUUUGUUUUACACAGAUAUCAAGUCCCGGGUCACUAAAUGAUCCAUCACACAAACACAAGAGAGACAGCAGAAUAAUAACAGCACCUAUGAAUGUUAACAGAGGUAGAUGGUUGUAUUUUUGAUGCAUUAGGAUGUUGACGUCGACUUGCGAGAAAAAAAAAAAACGUGUUGUUUACUCGACUGAGUCUAGAGUCACAUGUUGCUCUCCUCCUCUCCUCACUUCACUACUUUACUAUUUACUACUUAUUUUGGCUCCUGUCACAUCUGUUUAGGAGGCUGCUCUUGAUUCGCAUGUGGCAGGGACCGUUUGAGAAUACCUCUCCGUGACGUGCCGGCUGAAAGGCGCAUACUUAAGUCUCAGGAAAGCCACAGAGCUGCAUUUAUGAUCUGACUGAGGAAUGAAAUGCCAUAAACAACCAGUUCACGGGCCGCCUGCAAUCACAGGGCAGAGCAGACGGUUUCACUCUAGAGGAAGAGCCAAACAAUCACAGAAAAUCUCGAUCCAGCUCAUAAAUCCAGAGCUGUAAAUCUACGUUAAUUUAAUCAUCAUAUGGCAGAUGUACCGACAGUGUGACCUGAAAAGUAUCUGUAAUGAUUCAUUGAAGAGAGUAAUUGCUUUUAUCUCCUGCAGGAGUGUUUCAUCACUUGUCUGCCGUGGAAGUGAAGCCAGGGCGGGUCUUUAUUUGUCUUCUUGCUCACACAAACCAGCCGAGGCUCGAAGCUAAUGGUCCUUUUACAAAUAAGGACACAUAACAGUCGUGAAAGCACAGGACAAUCCUCCUAUAAAGAUUGAUUUUUAAGGCUUUGAAGGGUAAAACCAAUGAUUACUCUCAUGUUAAAGUUGCUGUUCUGCAUCCCAGCGCUUUUGUUUUUCUCCCCUGCAGGUAAAGGGAGCUCUAGCAUCUCCUCUGACAUAAGUUCGAGCACAGAUCACACACCAACCAAAGCUCCAAAGAAUGUGGCUACCACCGAAGGUAAGGCAUCUGGUGCUCAUUAACCAAACUCCCCUCCCUCCUUCUUCUUCUUCUUCUUCUUCCUCCACCUCCUUCCACCCCUCUUUUUCCUCCUCAUACACUCUCUGUGCUGCCUAUUUUGGGAGAGAAACCUGCAUGUUCCUGGGAUAACCCCUAAAUUGAAAACAAACUCACAGCUCUCAUCAGAACGCAGAAACCAAAGGCAUUUCUAAGGCUUUUGUUUGAGGAGAGAAAAAAAAGCACUUCUGGCUUCUCAUUGUGGAGGAAUGCUUAUCUAAACUGCGGUCAUAUCAGGCUCAAAGCACUGCCAGGGAGGGAGGUAGAGUAUGUGAGCUCAGGAGAGGAGGGUGAGACGGAUUUUCGAGACAGAGAAGGUGUAGGGAGGGAAAAUCGAGAGAAGAAAUCCUCACCGUCUGCUGAGAAGCUGCUGUUCCUCCUCGUCAUACAGCUCUUUGGCUCCCUAAUACCUCCUCUCACCCUGUCAGAAGUGUGUAUGUUACAAAUGGAAACUUUAAUUUGACUGAAAUGGUUCAAAAACACUGGAGUCAGGACCAUUUUGUCAAAGGAAGUGAUUAUUCGCAUCAUUAAGUUAUAUUUGGCAGUACGGCUCUGUUCUGAGAGCUUUCACUUGAGUACCUGGAUGCCAAUGGGAGAGAGCACACCUCCCCUCUGAUUCAUGCGCAUACAUGAAAAGCCAGGGCAGGGAGAGCAGCAGCAAAGAGACAAUACAUACAGUAUGCAGGGCUCGACAGUGCAACCGUUUAACUCGCAUUUGUGACUAAAAAUAAAUGUGUGCGAAUUGUAAAAUGUAUUUAGGGGCACAUGUGCGCAUAAAAAAAUUAGCCAAGGCAACAAAUGCUUUUUCAUGUAAAUACCGCGGUGAAGUUAGUUUUAGUUUGGCUAUUCAACGGACAUUCACUGUGGAUCUACGGGUGUCUUCUCGCUCUCCAUUAACGGUUGCAACAGCUUAGUUAGUGUCAAGCCUUGGUAUGACUUUGGUAGAGUCAAAUGCAGCAUAAAGGAGAAGCUGGGGUGGAGGUGGGUUGCAAAGUGGUUUGCAGAGGAAGCAGGAAGAGUUGACAGGUGAAAGCCGCUUAUAUGAGACACCCAUUUCAAGUCUUCAGUCACCUGUCUGUUUUUAAGACUGAGAGGUCUGACUCGCCAAAAGCACUCUUAAAUCAGGCCUGGCUGUGUUGAAAAAACUUACAUUUAAACUUGUGUUUUGUGGGAAAUCAUUGCUUGUUUUGACAUUUGUGUACUAAGUUGAACAUCUAGUCCAAAUAGUCACAACCCGACUGUUUUUAGUCCAUUCUUUUAUGUUACAACAGACUCGCUUACGAGGCAAAACUCGGCCACAAGCUUAACCAUAACCAUCAUCCUUCCACCUCAAGUUUACUUGGCAAAAAUCAUUUGAAAUAACGGUACCUCAAACAAACCUUCCCACACCUCAGCCACUUUAAGUGCUGUGGAGAAAUGUUGUCAAAUAUAGGUCUCCUGUUGGUUUUCCUUGCUUGUUUGAUUGCUUUGUCGCAACAUGACCCCAGAGGACCUUCCUACAGUUAACACACCACUUUUAAGCAAAUGAACAUGGGUUGAGCAGUAACUACACUGCAAUUAGUUGUUUAAAGCUCCUGUGAGGAGUUUUCAGCUGCCUAUGAAAUACACUGAAAAUGGAACCAGCUAACUCUGUCUGAAGGCAACAGCACAGCAUAAAGGAACAUCGUUUACUUUAUUAAACACCAGUAAACCUGCAAAAAACGAAACUGUAAAAUCACAUUGCUUUUUCACAUAUAGUAGAAGCACAACAGUCACUGAAUUAUAUCCAAAUUAGCAGGAAAUAGACCACAGGAAGGCAAAACAACCUGUCAUGAGCAUGUUGUUUCCUCUAUACUGAGCCCUGACUGGAGCUGCACUAUGCUGCUGCCACGCUCCAAAUGCACUCAAUACUGAUCCUGUAUGUUUUCAGGUUUACAGGUUUUAGGACAAAGUUCCACAUGGCAAGAAAUGUUGAAUCAGCCGAUCAGUGAAAAUUAGAAACUACAAAUGAAUCAACCACAAAUACAUCGCAGUCUCCCCGUCUGUUUUCCGUGGUCUCUCUGGGUCGCUGAGUGACUCACCGUCUGUUUUGCACGCUCGUACACAUACACUCCAAACCCGGCUCCUCUCAUGCUUUGUCAUCACCAAUCUUAAAUUUGCUCUGGCAUGAUGAAUGUAGUAUUCUUGUGGUUCGAAGGAGCCCACAAGAAAACAGAUCCCAUCUCCAACCUGUGUUUAUGGCUGUCAGUCAGCCCCAAGAUUUCAAGGUGUUUCACAGAGAGAGGGUAAAAAAAAAUGAAGAAAAAGGACCUUCUCACGAGACGUCAGAUGUACGUUCAGUUUCAUGAAAGAUGGGAGUCAAUUAGUUUGUUGUUGUGGGGUUAAUUCACUGAUUAACCUCACUAAGUAUAGAGUAGGAUGAACUGCCCCCCUGUGAGUCUACAUCUGAAGGAGGAAGAUUACAGCUCCUCAUUCCACUUCUCUGGAAAUGCUGACUCACUCAGAUCUGUUAGUUAUGAGCUUCUGGAUCAGCUGCCAGACUAUUUUUGGAAAAUUGAUAAUUGUCCUGAGUUUGUCUGCUCGGAGAACAACCUGUGCGCGUAGAAAUAUAUAGAUGGAGUCCAGGCCAAGUCCAGCAGCUUCCCCACCAUAAUUUCCCUCCCGUGUUAUGACUGAAAUUGUUAGUUUUUUCUCCACGCUAAGUGGGAGUAAAUUACAUGGUCUGGAACCACCAUGGCCACAGUCAAAUCCCCCCUCCUUAAAAAGACACAUACACAAGUACACACGCAUGCAUACCAGUGUUCACACACACGCACACACAAACACACAGUGGCAGAUUACAUAGUCCUUCCCACCUCGUCCUGUGGUCCACUAAACUAAUCAGGAAGCAGUCUGGGCUGUUUCCCCACCACACACAGGGAGGAUUCUUCAUAGGGGGCCUAUUCAGCCCCCUCAGGCUGUGCUAAUAUCACUGCUGCAUUAGUUAGUUACUUAGUUACUUAGUCAGUUAGUCUGAUGGUAGAUUUUUUUUCUCAGUAAUGUCACAAUACAUCACCAUAACAUCAAAAUAUGACCAAACAUACUCUUAUUGAACACUUAUAAGAGAAAAUGAUCAUAAUGCACAUUUAUAACCUUAAAAGUAAUAAGUCAAAGUUCAUGAUUUCACAUUUCAAUAAAAAAUAUAAAUUCUCCAUGAAAAAUCUGAUAGCUCGAUCAAGCCUUGGGCUGAAAUUAGUCUGAAAAAAUGUAAGAAGAGGAGUUUCCUGGACUUAAAUUUAGACUGUUUGACGUCCUCUUGGACAGACAUACAGGAAUUUCCUGUGAAAAUGCUUUUACUGUCAAGACAGAGUCAUCUAGCCCCUGAAACGAUCAGAUUUUUCUCUGAUAAAGCAUUUUUGACUUUUGUUGGGAGUCUUAUGAUCAACAUAAAUUUUACUUGUGCAAAAAGUAUUUCUUUUCCCAUUUUUCUUUGACUAAAUGGGGAGUCUUGGUUUAGAAAAUACAGAUCUUACUGUGUCCAAAAGAUGUUGAUUUAUUUUACCUUUUGACGCAGGGGAAGGACAUAUUUUCAGCAGUUAUAUCAAAAUAGAUAUGAUACGAUGCCCUAAGUUGCCCAACUUCUCAAAACAGACCAGAUUAGUUGCACAACGGUACAACAUGAUGUGAUACCAUACCAUACUGUAUGACACAAUACAAUACAAUACAGAACAAUAACAUAUGGUACAUUUUGUUAUCACCAAGGAAUUUGACAAACCUUAUAGGUCAAACCUGUGAAACCAAACCAGAUUAGGUUGCACUUGGCACACCCUAACACAGUAUGAUAUGAAAUACAACGAUAUCAGACUACACAUUAACAUACAGUAUGAUACAAUAUGACUCAAUAUGGUGCGGUUAGAAACGAUACAAUCUAAAAGUCAAGACAAGACACAACACGACAAGGUAAAAUAUGACAUAGCUCGUUACAAUACAAUACAAUACCACACUGUAGGAUAUAUUACAAUAUAUCACGAUACAAUACAAUACGAUGGGAUAAAAUACAACACAAUAUGAUGUAUUGCACUACAACACAAUGUCGCGCGCUGUGAUAUAAUAUGAUCCAUUAUUAUUUGAUAUAGCGUCUUUUCUGAAUGAAGAAAGAAGUCGUUCAAACGCGUAUAGAUUUGGUACAAAUUUGUUACCGUCCCUCUUAGAAGAGAGAAACUCUUGUUUAAAGCUGUGUGGGAAAGACUGAGACCAGACUGGCUGGAGACUGCACAGACUAACCCAAAUUGUUGUUCAAAUCAAAAUUUUAGCCAACUAAAGAAUCUGAACCAAGCUAUAAUCAUCCCAAAACUUCAUAUUCUGGCUUUAAAGUCAGUGAAUCAUAAUUUUGAAUUAUUGUCCCCACCCCAAUAACAGCAUACAAAUGGAAAGUAGGCCACAGCCUGUGUCCUUCACCAGUCCAAUAUGUCUUCCCACAAAAUCCGCAUUAGGAAGUUACACUCAUUCUCCUCCUGAAAACAAACUGAAGCAGGCAGUCAUCUGGCGAGUUUUUACAAUGUGUCUCUGUUUUCAUUUAUUAUUUAGUCGGGUUUGUGGUGGGCUGACCCAGUUGAGUUGCUUAUUAGCUACAGACGGAACGGCACAGUCCUGGACGGUAAAUCCUUCCUGAGGGAUGAAACUGAGUAUCUCCCAGCAGGGGGCUUCACUGUGACCCCGACAGGGCCCCAGGGGUUUGCUUUGGCACAGUCUGACUCAGGGUACAGGAGGAAUGUGGCUCAGACAUGGCAGGAGCUGAACUGACAACACGUCCACAUUUGUUCCAACUCUUCGGGGCCCUUUUGAUCUACUAACACCAGUUACUCACUGAUUUAACGCAGACUCAACAGGGUGUUAAUGAAGCCGGAGAAGUACGCUUCAUAAUGGCAUCAGGAGGCGGCUGAGAAAGGGGAACGGUGGAAACAAUGAACAAGCCAACUUCCUCUCUGUCUGCCAGGGACCAAAGAAACAGAGAUAACAGUAAAAGGGAAAAACUUACUCUGUCCUUCACACCAGAAAGCACUGCAGAAAGUUUAGACUCUCAGCAUGUCAGGAAAGGAGAAGUUAAAAUGUCCCUGGAAUAAAAAUGUUGAUGUAUGAAAAUUCACAAAGAUGUGGUACAUGGAAUAUGCCAAUUUCUUUACAACCAAAGUAUUAUACUGCUCUAAAGACUUUCCAGUAGGUUGGCCUUGACUGUAGGUAUGCUCAAUGCUUGGCCCUACUACUUGGGUGAUCAUACGGGCUCUUUUACCCGAACAUGUCCUCUUUUUUGGGGGGCUGUCCAGCCUUGAAAGGGAGAGUUUAUAAAACGUUUAAAAUGUCCGGGGUUUUGUAUGGAAGUUUUGAGUUUGUGCCACGUGGACUUACUGAGUUAGAAACGCACAAAAAAUAUACAACCUGACUCGAAAACUCUCAAAAUUCACUACGCAUGACUCUGUGACUCUGCCCCCACGUAGUCAGGUCCUCUUUUUGGGGAUUCAGUAUAUGGUCACCCUACCUACUACGUCUGAAAGACUAGAUAUCUGAAGAUGGAAGAUGUUAUUGAGGCCUUUCGGGUGUGUAUUUAAUCAAGUGUGCAUAACACUUGGCAGCACUGUGCAUUUGCACAUUGGGCUGAGGUUUGACCCAGGUGUCAAACGGUAUAUGUGUCAUAGGAAGCCAGGUAUCAAUCUCAGAGGAAUAAAGGGAGUAAAUGAUGAUCAUGAUUUGUUGUUUGUUGGUACAGAGUUGAAAGUUGCUGAUGUUUUCAUCAUUGAACAUAGAUGAUGCUAACCAUAGACUUAGAAUGGACAGCGUCUGCCUCCUCGCUGGGUGAAGCCACUCCGAGAACAGCACCCUCUGGUGACGGGCUGCAGUAUAGGUCAUAAAUCCCUAUGAGCCUAUGGGUGUACGAAGAUUGCGUAGCUCACCCGGGGGAUAUGCUGUUUGAGCCGAGCAUCAUCACAGCAACUCUCCCGCCGUAUGUGUACAAUGCUACUGCGCAAGUGGUGGAGUGCGUAUAACGGUACUGCACAAUGUUGGUUUCAGGAAGUGGAGAAAAAUCGUGGAAUUACCGAGAGUUUUUCGGCUUCAAAGCCAUUUACUGGUGGAAGGCGAAAUCAAGUUGUCAGUACAGUCUAUGAUGCUAACGCAUUAAUCCAAUGUUUUGGGACAGGUGUGAUAGGUCAACCACGAGGCCAAUAGUAAACACGCUUAAAAGAGGGCAUAUCGCCAACUAUCAUAGCAGAAGUUGAAAGACUUGGGUCAAUAAAUCAGUGCUUGCCCACUGCUUGGGGACUAGGACAAGGACAGUAGUCCAGUUAAAUUCAGUACCAAAGCUUGUGUUAGCCAAGCAGCUGCAGAAACAGGCUUGGUUUUACACUUUCCACUUAAGGUAUUCGCAAUAAACAACCUGAGAUGAGAUUUCUCUGAAAUUAGCUUGGGUAUGGCUCAGAUCACCAAGUGCAAGUACACUUAAUCUGCAUUGGAACCCUGCUUGAAAACAGCUGAGUCAGAAACCUAAUGUAAUACUAUACUUCUUGGUUGAUCAGUCCCAUCAAAUAAUAUUACUAUUGAGCUGUUAGAGCAUCAAGGGUCAGCUGUGUAGUCUAAACAGCCUUUCUAGAAAGUUGCUGUCUCCACCAUGUUAAUAUUUUUACCCUCCCAACGGCGACAAAUUCCUCACACUUCAUCUGUAAACCAGCCUCACGCUCUGACCACCCAUUUACUCAUGUUUACCCGGGCAGAUAUAUAGUGUUUCACUGUUGAUUUUUGCCGUGCCAGAAACAGAGGGGCUGCAUUGCCGUGUUUGCGUGUUGUCAUUGCAGUCUGGACAUUUACAGCGCAGAGAAGAUUAAAGUUGUUAUCCUCCACUUGCGUUGUAAAUGUAACUCCUAUCAUUCAUCAGCGGGGUCACUUUUGGGCUACAACUUUGAGUCUGCAUGACAAAUUCAUCUUCUGCUGCAUUUGUUCUGCAGCUCUCCGUCUUUGCGGUAAGUUCUCACACAAGCUGAGGAGUUUGUUUAAAAGAAGAAGCAUCUGUUUUUGGAGGGAAAUGCUUGUCAGGUGAUGGAUGACCUAUGGAGGAUUAGAAGACGGAGCUGGUCUCUGUGUGGACUCCAAAACCACAGCCCUCAAAAAGCUGGUGCGCUGAAGAAAAACCUGCAAACCCUUCUGCUUUCAGUUUGGACACUACUUUUUGAAGAGGGACAUCGGAGACUACAGUAAGAGAUAUCUGUGCUUUACCUCCUAUCCUCUUUGGAAACUGUCUGCAUAAAAGAGCGAACACAGAGAGGCGAAGAAUGCCAAUGCUAUUUUCCCCAGAUUUUCUCCAUCAGCUGUCCUCGCUCCUCCCCCCUCCUUUCCUUUCCUUCCCUACCACUCCUGCCAGGAAAUCUGAGCGAAAAAGCACAGAACAAGGUGGCGAAAGAAAACAGAAAACAAGUGAAAGCAGUUAAGCAAAGGAUGGGAGCGAGGAGGAGGGGGAGGCGAAGGAGAGGCAGUUCACUGAGCUCCAUCUCGUAACUCUUCUCUGAUUACCGCUCCGUCUUCUCUCCGAGGGAGGAAGCGCGGGGCCUGUUGUUUUGUAUGCGUGCGCCGUUUUCUUCAGCAGGGUCACAUUAUUCAGCCCGACUACAGCAGCACGUUUGACAGGAGUUGGGAAACGCGCCACCUGGCCCGAAAUGCUCACUUGCUUCCUGCGUGAUUUUGGCCGGCGUGAUGUUUUUACUAAGAUGCACCUGGGUCUCCUGGCUUUUAUGUGGCAGUGCGACCGCAGUUGUGAACCAGCUGAACUGACACAUCAGACUUCUCCUCCCUUCUCUUCACUCUGUGGUUUUGUUUCAUUACGUAAGCAGGGAAGUGUCAGCUGUGGCUGAAGCUGCAAUGGUACAAAAUGAGGGGAAAAUAUGGACAGUGUUCUUGAAGUGUUGGAUAAACCGAGCCAUGUGUCUUAAACAGCCAAACUAAAUGACAAACUUCAAAUUUGUGGUUGAAUAGAAAACAUAACUCUUUCAAACUGAGGAAAAGAUCGUUCAGGAGUUCCCUUUAAAGUGAAGGAUAGGGCUGUCGCUGUAUACGUACGCUGAUGAUAAAUGUCUAUUAAAAAAUAUGCACGAUGUUGAGCCCUAAAAAAGCAGACUGUAGUACUCUGUACAGUAGGGGGCAGUAGUGGGUCUAUACUGGUUGUAUUUUAUGAUAGACGUAAGCUUGAAGUGGACAGAGCUUGUUAGCGAAGCAUUUUCAUCUACAAGACAUCAAAAUCCUCAAAUCAACUUAAAGGUAUGCUUGUUUUAUCAAGUUCUUCUGGCUGUCUCUGUAUGUUUUAACAUUUUGAAGCUAGACUAUUUCAGUACAUGCGAAAAAGAAGAGCGUGACAUAGAAACAUAUUAAUCUUAAAAAUAGAGGUAAAUCUUCUUUCUAGGAAGUUUGCAUGCCAGUGAGUAACAGAAGCUAGUUAGUCUAGCGAAACAACCACACAAAGGGCGAAAAGCCACCUUGGUAGGACAUGCUAGUAAAUACUUCCAGUCUCUGUAUAUUUUACUAGUUCAUGAGUCUUUAAGGGUCACUAUAAACCAACUAAACUAUAUCAAGUUCCUAGUAAUGUUUGUUUGCUGGGCUGUUUAGAAGUAAUAGUUAACAGUCGACCAGACUGAAAACCAGAAGAAUCCAAAACACUGUCAAAGUCUGGCACAAUUUACUAAACACGGCUAAACUCAGGAUCACUGACUGACUGCAGAUAAACAAUGUCAAACGGAUUUAGCCGAGUGUGGCUUAAGCUAGCAGAGCUAGCACCUCUACUCUUCAGGCCUCCUUGAAGGUUAAUAUCCACAUCUGCUUCAUCCACAUCAACUAGACACAAACUACAGUAUAACAAAUAUUUCUCCGGUUUCCAGAUCAAAUUACUGCCACAGUGCAAGAUGUCAGCUGUCAUCUGUGCUUGUUUACAUCCAGAUAGUGGAACAUAAUUGCAUUAUGUCUUUCAUCAGUCAGCAUGUACUGCCCUGGGUAGUGGUGGGUGGCUGUACGAUGGCUUUGAUAAAACAUAUGUUCAUCUCUUCAGCCUGAUUGGAAUAAAAACAUUGACAACUUGUUGAAAUGACGAGUAAUUCUGGUGCAGACUUGUUGAUGGUUUAGUCAACUGAAUCUGCACGUCUCAAGUCACUACAGACCCCAUGAAUCCAGCUUUCUCAGUAGGAAUUAACUCUAUUUUUGGUAAAACGAACCUUCUGAAGAGUUUUUUUUCUCUUUCUCUUAGUGUGCUUCUACUUGAGACAAAACUUACCUCGUCUUGGAAACGAACCAAACCCUGUUUUGUCGUUUGAAAACCACAAAAUGUUCCCUCUUUUCUGUUCCUUCAGCCACAUGAUCUCAUUACAUUUGCUCUUCAUCACGACCAAAUCAACCGUUCAGGCCAGGACUUUUCUUUUCCAUUUCUGUCUGACCUGCAGUCCUCAUUGUAUAUGAUGUGUGUAGAACAACGUUACUCUCCCCACUCAUUUAACAUGACUGUCACUCUACAGUCCACCUCCCCCUACACACCGCUGCCAAGACGGAUCAACUGCAGAGAGGCAUUUCAGGCACACUCUGUCGCCCCGUCUUUGACAUCCUGGUUUAACAACGUGUAAAGAAUGACAUCAUCUUGAAUUACAGAGAUUUGCCAAAAAGCUGGAUUCAUGUUGUUUGGUGCCAAAUGGCUCUCAGAGUCUGAACUGUCAUCUGUGUUCUGGAAAAUUUGUGCUGUGAUAAAUGGACAAGCACAAAUGCUAACAUUUACAGGAGUGCCUAUGAGGGGAUCACGCCUUAUAAUUUGGCCUUGAGACAUCCGAGCGUCUGCUGUCCUCCUUAAAAGAGGAUUUAUAAAGUGACGAGGGCAGAGUGUGGAGACAUUUGUGUCUUUUGAACUGACACAACGGCUUUGAGAGGCUGAAAAGUCCCUGGAGGACAUCAGUUGUGCUGUUGUAGUUCCUGGCGUGCGCGUGGACGAAUCUGGGGCUGCACAAGUUUCAAAACCGAGUUUCUGAACACUGAGUAAGUGUGAGAGUAGCUGCAGAGUAGAAGAAGUGGAGCUGUGGGGGUUGUGUGCAGCUAAGGAGUCUGUUUCCUGUCCAAGUGUGCACAUUGUAAAGGAACCAGAAGGCCCUAUUGUCUUUCAGUUGUCCAGUGACGAAACACCUUCCUGUAGUGAAGGCUUUGCUGAUAGCAGAGCCGCCACACUGUACGGUAAUAUCAACUUCCAUGUAUUCAGUGAAACCCAAGACAGACAGAUGUUUCUUAUCCCUGGAGUUCUCUCUCGGUCGGAUGUUUCCCUUUAAAAUACUGGAGCACGUAACCGUUUAGUGCUGAUAAAUCAAUUUGAUUCUCUCUCGGUUGCCUCUAUGAGCUGAUACUUCUUCUUUUACAGUUAGCUCAUCUUGUAUUGAUCUGGUUUUGAUUUCCUUACUUAUGACUAAAAAAUGAGCGCCUGUAAUUCUCUCAUAUGCACCACACCGCCCUGUCGUUGUCUUGGCAGGGAGGAGCACACUGAACAUGUCACACAGCUAAUGGCGUUGAGGUAAUGAAUUGGUCUGUUCUGCCAGAUGCAGCGGUAAUAAUCCUGCUAGUUCCAGACAGGGUCUUAGCAGAGCUUCGCUGCAAUGCAUGGGCCUGAGAAGAAUCCCUAUAGCUUAGGUUUAUGACCGGACUGCGUCCCAGUCUGGAUUGACCCUGCCUGUGCACUUGUCUCCGUCUCUGGUAAAGUCUGCAGACCCCUUUGCCAAUUUAUCUUCCCUUUUCUUCUCCUCAUGCUCCUGUUUUUUUUUUUUUUUUUAAAGAGGCCCUCGAAUGACUCCUCUCAAUCUGUUUUUCUGAGGUUCUUGUAUUUUUUCUUAAAGUUCAUCAGGUUUUCGUCAUUAAGGCGACAUCACUCCUAAACUUCCAGCUGCGCCUCUUCAUCCCGCAGGCAUCUUGUCUUUCCAGUGAUCACUUCCAUUGAUUUACAUUCUGGUAUCAAAGCACAAUCCAGAUGUGUCUCAGAAGUACGGCUAAGUUGAAGUUAAUGGGAUCCUUCUGCGGCACUGCUGCAGAUCAGCAUAGAUUUGGGUAUUAGUGGCGAAUGAUUUCAGCCAAGUAUGCCUUGCUGUGGCUAUAUGCACAUUCAAAAUGCAUGACUUCUUCUUUCAUUUCACCACUGUUCAGUCGUUCUUUGUCCAGGGUAAAGACCAGAUGUUCCACUCUUUCUCCUUUGAUUUCCAAAACCAAACUGAAUCCUCCACCAUCUGCUCUCACACUGCCUCCAAGAGCAGCUUAACAGCUGCAUGGUAUUUGUUCUUUUAAUGAUAGGUUUGCAGCAAUGCAGAGAUAUAAAACCCGACACCGCUGGUUGGUUGACUUGUACAGAUUUCGACAGUUGCUGGGAGCGACAAGAAAGUUUAUUCUUUCAUACCGCAGGUAGACCUACGGUAGAUCCAAAGAUCCCUACACUCCACAUCUACUAACCAGCGUAUUCUGGAGUUUCAGUUUAACAGAUGGUCUUUAUUAAUAGAGAUGGUUUUAUGGUUGCCAUGAAAAUAUUUCUUUUGACACAGAAGUUCCUUCACCAUUACAAGUUACUCAAUGAAACCUCAAGGGCUUUUGAUGGCUGCUCGGUCUUAUUGACUUUAACGACCCUUGAAUAGGUGAUCUCUUCCCUCUUCUCUUACCCUUUGUACUUACCCUUUUAGCUCUGCACAGCAGCAGUGUAUUUGACUGGACUUGACCCGUUUGUGGCACCUACUCAUUUCCAGAUCUUUGCUUGUGUUGAACCUACUCUUAAAGGGAUAUUCCGGCAUAAAAUAAAUUUAGACUCUGAGUUAGACAACCCUCUGAGAGAUUAAUGUUGCCAACCGCUUGUUUUUCUAGUUAUACCAACUUUAGUAAUGACCGCACAAUAGCAAUACACAGUGGUCUGAGGAGCCAUAAACAAACCUCAACAAAUAAGCCACUCUAUAGCCACAAAUAAUGCUCAGAUCAGCACCUAACUCAGUCUGUAAUGGACUGGCCCGAGGUCAUCGUACAAACAAGCGGCGGCUGGAAGAGAGUAGGUGAGUUGUUGUAGUCUCUUUGCUAAAGAAAUGAGGCAAAGUUAAAAAGAUGUUUGGUGAUGAUGCUAGUGCUAGGACCCUAUAUGUCCUGUUGAUGAAGUUAGGUGCUGUUCUGAGCAUUGUGGCUAUAGAGUGGGGUUUUGGUUGAGGUUUAUUUAUGGCUCCUCAGACCGCUGUGUAUUGCUAUCGCGCGGUCGUUACUGAAGUUAGUGUAACUAGAGAAGUAAGCGGUCGGCAACAUUCAUCUCUCAAAGGGGUUGUCUAACUCGGUGUUGCGGUGUGCCUGACCGUCAAUUAAUUUUACGCCGAAAUAUUCCUUUAAGUGUCUGCUAAAUGGAAUUAUAAAGUUGUACCAUGUGUUACAGUUUGUGUGCUGAGCCAGGAGAUAAUCAGCACAACCGUGCAGAAAUUAUAUUGCCUAAUUGAGCUUUAACCAUAGCUGAAACCUUUCAGGCAAGACACCUGCAACUCAUGCAGGUGGGUUAGCGGUAUCUGUAGAGAAAUAUGAUCGGACCACAUGAAAAUAAUGAUAUGGAUAUAGGUCUUGAAGAUCUGAUAUGAGAAAUUCAAGAUUUGCAGGGAGUCUGAACAAAUCCAAAUGUGAAAACUUGAAAAGUAAAGUCCAUGUUUUUGUAUUUAGACCAAUGUCAGGAACGCCUACAGUCGUAAUUUGUCACUAGCUGGUGAUUGGGUAAAUUGUUCUGCUAUCCUCAGCCAGAAAACAAAGAUAAAUAACAGCUGGAUGGUCUUUAAGAGACCCAGGUGCCAUUUUUUUUAGAGGAUAGUGAGUAACUGUGAAGCUGUCUUCGUUUAGCUUUCCCCACCAGCUGUUUAGAAGUGUGAGAAGGGAAGUAGAUGGGUGUAGUCUAAUUAGUAGCACCGUGUUUCUGCUGGCUGAAUGCACUUUUUCUGAUCAGGGACACAUGCAAAUACAUGUGGAAGUCUGUCAUGAGCGAGUGGCAGAUACUUUUAUUUCCUGCAUGCAGAUUUCAUCAGAUUGGAUCAGACUUGGAUAAUAAAAAGUGCUUUGUCCAUGCAUCAAUAUUAAUGAGUCAAGAAAUGCAUCUGUGCCAUGGCUGAAGUCUGCACGCUGGAAAAUCUGAUUUUCUCAGACUUGUGUAAAUCUUUUUGUCCGGACGCCAGAGGAAAGAUACUUUAAAAUCAGCUCAUGUCAUUAAUAUUCUUUUAUUUAAACAGAAAAAAAUGGAAAGUUAUUGCUGGGAAAAAGCGCACUGAUUUCCACUUGAUAGUCCAGCUGUCUGUUUCAAUGUGUGUGGCUCUCGCUAUGAUGGAUAAAUCCACAUCUCUUCGGUAUUAGCUCAGGAAUCUUGUAAUAUUUGCAGAGUAGUAGAAUCAACAUAAAACUCUGCUCCGCUGUUUGUCAUGAAAUAUUUGUACAGGUGUGUGAAAUUCAGAAUAGAUGAGGUGUUUAUAAUGACCUCGGACCAUCACAUUUUUUGUAUUCAGCUAAAAAUACGAAGGCCAAGACAAGCUAGAUGAACACAAGAAAAUAAUCUUACAUGUUCAGAGCUAAUCAUAAGCAGACCACCCGCUAGAAUAUGAUGCAAAGAACCAAAGUGAGCUCAACAGUAUCCCACAAAAGAACCAUUUGCAUCCCAGUGUAUCCCCCUCUAAGCUCCGUUUUUGGUCGAUUUGAUCAUUCGGUGCAUUUUUGGACACCAGGAAUGUCCAUUCAGGUAUGAGUGAGAAGUUUAAGGCACACAAGAGAGGAUUUUAAAGUAGCCGUGAAUGGUUUAACAUGAUCCCGAGACGAUGAGUCUGUGGAUGUCAUCAGAGGUGGACCGAGCCAAAGUCUGGAAUACAGAUCCACAGGACGGUCGUAAGGAUGCUGUCACUGCCCAGAUGUCAGUCCCUGCACACAAAUCCACAUGACAGGCAGGAUGCUGUCCAUUUUUCAUGGAGAUGUUGACGUCCACCGUAUAGAAGCGGCUAACGGUCCAUCCUGGAGUAUCGCUCUACGAAGUCAGAACAAAAACUGUCCAUGAAUGUAGUUCUCAGACUUUCAUUUAAACAAAUGUGGGAAAGGUUGAAAACAACAGGUAGGCCUGGUCAGAAUGCCAAACCUGGCUGUGAAGAGCAUACCUCACUUCCUAACAAAAACCAGAGGCAGGGAGAGCAGCAGCAAAGACCAUCAGGGUGCAGAACAUCAGCUGAUGUGUUGGAGACUAUGCUUUGGGUAAUCCGAUACCGAAAUUUACGACAAUAACCGUCAUUUUGCCCAGGUAGGCUGUGGUCUCAUGUCCCUUUAAGAUGCUGUCCUACGUCAGAGACGUGACUCCACCCCAUCCAGUCCGUGAAAAGAGGGAAAGACAGGUGAGGAGAUGGAGGACGGUUCAAAAGUUGUAGCGGCUGAAGUAGACAAAGUUAAUGUGGGAGGGGGUGAGCAGGUUGUGGAGUAGUUAUCGUCCAUUUAUGGUUAUCGAGGUGAACUGAUCAAUAUAAUGUGUUAUUGGUUUCAGGCCAUAUUGCCCAACUCUACUUUACUUUGUAGCCUGCCUGAACUAACACUUUGCUCUAUUACAAGCCCUCAUUUAAAACUGUCACAAACCUCAACUUUUAUUUUGAAAGGUGACACAAUCCAGGCUUUAAGCUGAGUUUUGAAAUGCUUUCAGUGAUGACUUAAUCCAGAUAAGACCGAUUCCAGGGGGGACGAGGAGACACAGAUAGCAUCAGAGAACAGCGCACAGUGUCCCAGGGUGAUGGGUCGACCCCCGGCAAUCCCGCCCUGGCUUACAAGGCGAAGGGUCCCGUCGUCUCACGCCACGGUGACGGUAUCCAGCCAGCCAUUUCUCACAGCUGCAUCUUCAAACAUGGCAGCAAUCAGCGCACAUCUGUCGAGGAGGGCCUCAGUGUUUACACAGUGCUAACCGUGCGGCGUCAGCUCCAGCACCAAAUUCCUCAGCUGGACUCUUUGAAGGGUCUGAGUUCAUCUGAUGAGGAGGCUCUGGAAGAUAACUGUGACACCAUUUUUCCCUCACAUUGGAAAACACGACAAGGAUAUCCAUGGAAACUCCUCCUGUGAUAAAACUCAGAGUGGCAUUGAAACCCUCACGAUGAACUUUGUGACCCUUUUUUUUUGGUUGUGUCGUCUUAUUCCCAGAAAUUCCAACAUAUUUAAUGCGACAGAGUAUGUUAUACAGUAUAAACAGAGUCGUUUCUAAAGGGGUAGUCCACCAAUUUAUCACAUCAGCAUGGGCGAAACGUGGUGAGAGGGGGAACUCCGGCAGCUCUACACAUCAAAGUUUGUUUUACAAGUCUUUUGGAGUGCUACUGGUUCUGUAAAAACACGCUCGACUGUUGAAAGCUUCUGUGGCUAAACAAGGAGCUUUGAGGAAUCUGACAAACUGCUUCCAGGAUAAUUCUCGAGUCGGGGUCGGCUGAGGUUGGAGACAAUUUUCAUAACAAAAAAUGAAUCAGUGGCAUGGUUUUUAAAAGGUCUCUGCUUCACACUAGCUGCCUGAAGAUAUAUUUGGCAUCUGUAACAUUUACAAGUCCUUAGGAAGUGUUUGCAUUGUGGGGGCUGUAGGCUCAGAGUUUAGAGUAGAAAUCCUCAAAAAAGGCACUUCAGCAGAUAACUCAGGAGUAAUCUGAGCCUGGGGUUGAAGACUUUCAUUCUUUUUAUAGAGAUCUCUCACAGACUGAGGGCUUCAAGUUGGCUUUAACAGGUAUGCAGGGUCUGUUGUGAGGAUGCUGUGUGUUCUAUUAUGGGAUGUUUUUCGGUGUGACCUUAAAAGACAGACGUAUCAAGGAGUGCUCAACAGUUUUGCCCCUGUUACUUCCAAUACGUCGAAUGAAGCGCACGCUCUCCCUCUUCUUCCUCAACAGCAGAGCGUGGGCGUGGCCCCUCCCCUCAAACAGCUUUUACUUUCACUUUAUCGUAUCAACGUGAAAUCAUGUUCACAAGGCUCGACAGUGCAACUGUUUCACUCGCAUUUGCAACUAAAAAUAGAUGUGUACAAAUUGCAAAAUGUAUUUACGGACACAUGUGGGCAUAAAAAAAUGAACUGAGGCAACAAAUGUUUUUUUCAUGUAAAUACCGCAGUGAAGUUAGUUUUAGGUUGGAUACCCAACAGACAUGCACUGCUGAUAUACUGGUGUCUUUUCACUCUCCAUAACCCGAAAUAGCAACAGCAGUGCAGUUUAAUCUACUCGGCACCCUCGCUGUCAACGUUGGGUGUUGAAUAAGGGACCAUCAAUAAAUUACCAGUUGAUGUUCUCAAAAAAAAAAGGCUGUUUUCAUUCAAUAGUUUCCAUAUCAUGUGACCAAUUGACCUAAAACUGAUUUCAAAUAAUAGUACUAAGGUCGGACAAUAAGACAAACAUUAUUUGAUCAGUUCUUAUUGUGCUCCUAAAGUUCUUGUGUGCUCCUUACUUUUUCAACUCAGAAGCACAUGUGCUCCUUCUGAAAAAAGUUAGUGUCAAGCCCUGGUUCAGGAGCAUGAGGAGGUUUAGGCCUCGCUAAGAUCAACGGUAGAUUGCUGUGUCCUUUAUGAGAGUGAGAGGAGCAGAAGGAGGUCGGUGUGUGUCUGUAUGUGUCUGAAAAGCCAAGGGACAGAGAGAGAGAGAGAGAGAGAGAGAAAGAGAGAAGAGCUGAAGCGAUCGCAAGUGCUAACAAGUUAAAAUCUUUGGGGCUAAAAUACAAAAUACUGACUGACUGAAAGACUGAAUGACUUGUUAGAUCUGCAAUUGUUUUUGACACGGUGAAAAUAGUUCAGUACAAGUUAAAUCUGAUAUUUAAUUUAGCGAGUUUUAUCACCAAAGUGAAGUCAAAGCUCUUAAAGUGGGCUUGGCUUGUCUGGUUUUCCCGUGAAUCAGUGUUUUGGUUCGAUUUGCCUGAUCUUGCCUUAAAUCUCGGCCUAUAAUGUGACCAGUCUUCCUCUUCUAUAAAACCUUUCUCGUCGGUUUCGCGGCUUUGUUAUAGUUCAGUGAUAAACCAUCAGAAGGCCUCCUCAAGAUCCUGUAAGCUGUUUUUCUUUCCCGGGAUGGAAACUUUUUCCGUGGCGGCGGUAACCUCCGAACGGAAUCACCAAUAGCUGUUCAAGUAUGAUGUUACAGUCAGUGAGGGCAUGUUUUUCUGAGAUGUCAAAAGUAAUUGGAGGAAAUGUAGGGAAUGAAAAGUGCAUGAGUCAGAUUAGAGGAAAGUACAGCAGGAAAGGAAAUGACUUUUUUCAUCGUUGAGUUAUUCCUGGAAUGUAUUCAACAGCGUUGACGAUGUCGAAAAUGAUGAGUCUAAUGGGCGAGUUUUACUGUCCAAAGUCAAAACAAAGUCCAGAUCAAUUCACCAUAAAGGAAAGAAUUCAGUCUCUCUCUCUUCUUUCCUUCAGGUUUGGACUCCAGCACGCGGACUCUGAGCACCCCCAGCCCAGGUCUCAUUCUUCCAUCGAAGUCCUCCUCGCUCUCCUCACCGGCCCUCUCCAGUAACGGCCAUGAGACCAACUCCUCUUCCUCCUCCUCGGCCCCUGCAGAGACCGUCGCCGUCGUCCACCCUCAACCCGGCACCCACACCCGCUCCCGCCAGUCCAAAACCCACCACCACGCCCCCAUCGACCUCCUCCCCGACCACACCCUCCUGCAGAUCUUCUCCCACCUCUCCACCAAUCAGCUUUGCCGCUGCGCCCGAGUAUGCCGCCGCUGGUACAACCUGGCGUGGGACCCGAGGUUGUGGAGCACUGUCCGGCUAACGGGCGAGCUGCUUCAUGUGGACCGUGCCAUCAGGGUGCUGACCCACCGGCUGUGCCAGGACACCCCCAACGUGUGUCUGACCCUGGAGACGGUGAUGGUGAACGGCUGCAAGAGGCUCACCGACCGCGGGAUGCACGUGGUCGCUCAGUGCUGCCCGGAGCUGCGUCGCCUGGAGGUUUCCGGGUGUUACAACAUCUCUAAUGAGGCUGUGUUUGAGGUGGUGUCCCGCUGCCCCAACCUGGAGCACCUGAACCUCUCAGGUAAAAAGAAACACACGUAAUCCAUCGUGCCAUAUCAAAGCUAACAAACCUUGAUUAGUAGGCUCACCUCAUCUUUCUAAAGCUUUGUUAAAGCCCUGGAUUUACCUCAAAGAUCCCUCUCCUCAGUCUUUUCUUUUGGAGCUGGUAAAAUCAUUAGAGGAGCAGGAGAAGCUCUGCCAACCCCGAGCUCCCAUGUGGGAGAAGAAAGGCUUUCUUUAGCUGGGAGCAGAACUUACCUCAACAUGAGUGAGGAGAGCGGUCUGCUGCUUUCAUUAAGAGCGACACGAAUAACACUGACUUGGACAGGAAUCUGGUGGCAGAACAGGGUCUGCUUCAUUAGCACAACAAAAAGAGAGGAACAAACUUCACACUUUUGUGGAUUUUAGGAACAGAAGAAGAAAACAGAUGGAUCAGAUGUGAUUUUUCUAACCUGCAGAGACAUCAGUUGUGCUUUCCUACCUCUUAAAAUCAGCCUCAAGUUAGUGUUUGGGGGAGUUGUAUGCACUCAAACACUGUCAUGCCACUUCUGUGACAGUGUCUUUUACUAUGGCACCCUCUAGUGGCAGCUUAUGAAGUUAGAAAUGUUGUUGUUUUGGAAAAAAAAAUCAUUUAAAGACAGUGAAAAAGAUGACUGGAGUUUUAUCUUGAUGUAGCCAUGAAAACAAGUCCGUCCCUGACAGUUUUUGUUAGUAUGUUUGACAGGGCUGAUUCGAUUCUUCUACGAUUUUUUGGAUGCUGAUUCGAUUUAAAUUGCGAUUCUACAAUAUUGUCAAAAUUCGACCGUAAUAUGAAAAAAUAAAAUUCCGCAAAAUCGCAGGACGGGAAAACGUCGCUGAUGUGAACGCUUGUAUUGGCAGGAUACGGGUUCGAAAAAAAAUAUUGACGUCUGAAAUAAUCGCACGAAAAAAACGCUCCUGGUAUGCAAGGACCUUUAGACUAAAAUUGAAAAAAAAAAGUUUUUUUAACUUAAAAUCAAUUUAAAUAUUGGAAAACAAAAAAUCACGAUACUCAUGUGAAUGGAUUUUCUCUCUUCCCCCUAAUGUUUGAGGUAUUUUAAGUGUUGCUCACAUGCAGACCUAAAGAAUUGAACUUGUCCAUUUUUUUUGAUAAUGACUUCGAGCUGACAGUCUCCUUCUCCUCCUCUCCUUCAGGCUGCUCCAAAGUCACAUGCAUCAGCCUCACCCAGGAGGCCUCGCUCCAGCUGUCCCCUCUACACGGCCAGCAGAUCUCCAUCCAUUUCCUGGACAUGACUGAUUGUUUUUCCCUCGAGGACGAGGGUUUGCGAACUAUCGCCUCCCACUGCCCCCGCCUGACACAUCUGUACCUGCGGCGCUGCACCAGACUGACGGAUGAGGCCCUGCGUCACCUGGCCCUCCACUGCCCCUCAGUUCGGGAGCUGAGUCUCAGUGACUGCCGCUUGAUCGGGGAUUUCGGUUUGCGCGAGGUCGCCCGCUUAGAGGGCUGCCUGCGCUACCUGAGCGUGGCCCACUGCACUCGCAUCACGGAUGUGGGCAUGCGCUACGUGGCGCGGUACUGCCCGAGACUGCGCUACUUAAACGCCAGAGGAUGUGAAGGACUGACAGACCACGGCUUGAGCCACUUAGCGAGGAGCUGCCCCAAACUCAAGUCCCUCGACGUGGGCAAGUGCCCGCUCGUGUCAGACAGCGGGCUGGAACAGCUGGCGAUGUACUGCCAGGGCCUAAGGCGAGUGAGUCUCAGGGCGUGCGAGAGCGUGACGGGCAGAGGACUCAAAGCUCUGGCCGCGAACUGCUGCGAGCUGCAGCUUCUCAACGUGCAGGACUGCGAGGUGUCGCCAGAGGCUCUGCGGUUUGUCAGACGCCACUGCCGGCGCUGCGUCAUCGAGCACACAAACCCCGCCUUCUACUAAAGCGGGGACUUUCUGGACUGGUCCUCUGACAAGUGGAUGUUGUAAAAUUCCUGCUAUGGAGUGGGCGGUGUUCAGCGGCUGAUGUGUCCAAACUGGUUUUAAAAAACUGGUGUGCAAUACUGACCAGAGUUUCUCUCCAAAAAUCCGCUUGGUGGCUCUAAACGCUGUCCUUUCAAGUACUUCAUAGAAUGUAUUUAACGUAUUUAUCCGUAAAAAGGCAGAAAGCGCAGUAUUUUACCGUUUUCAACACCACAGUAUACAAUGUAAGAACAUGCUACAGCACUGAGCACCGGGUACAGUUGUGUCACCGUUUAAAGCAUUAUAAUGUUAUUUUAAAUCUGAGAAUCAGAGUCAUUAUCACACAAUACUCCAUCUAUUUAUAACAGCGAGUGUUUUUUUCAGACUUAAACCACUAAGAAUGUAGCAACAAAGCAGCAGCAGCCAGAGUUCAAAUCUUCCGUUUCACUUUCUUUGUGUUGUUUUUCGUUUGCACUUUAUGCAAUUGUGCUGACAAUCAUUUACAACUGAGCUCUAAGUGUUGGUUUUUUUCGCCGAGUGAAUUUAGAAAUGACUUUUUCAGCCAGAGGACAUUCGACUGCCGAAGAGAGACAAGCUUUAAUGGGAUCAUUGUGGAUAAAAACAAGAACACAUGCUGCUAUAACUGUGUCAAUAAAGAAUUCUUCAAAAUCCA
Molecule: messenger RNA, 26446 nt
Organism: Xyrichtys novacula (pearly razorfish)
Lineage: Eukaryota; Metazoa; Chordata; Actinopteri; Labriformes; Labridae
Source: the annotation of a GenBank genome assembly